CAUGAACUAGUUUGACCCACACUAUGAAUAAAACAAAAUUAACUUCUUUUAUCAAUUAAUUACUCCCUAAUUAUUAUAUUUAUUUAUUAGUUUGUCCUACGUUUUGACAACACAUUUCCUUAUGAGGGUUUAGUGCCUGUUUGUCUCCGCGUGAUAUGAGGGGAGGACGCGCGUUUAUUCCACAGCUCAAGAACAGAGUAACCAAACAUUUUUUCUGUUGUCUUCUCUAUAAAUUUCUCCACCAUUGUUACCAAUAUCACAUAUGCAUGCAAUGGACUCCUCAAAAUCUCUAUGCCACCUUCAUUUUGUCUUCAUCCCUUUAAUGGCCCCUGGUCAUCUUCUUCCAAUGGUAGACAUGGCCAAGCUAUUUGCACGCCGCAAUGUCACAGUGAGCAUAGUCACCACACCCCUCAACUCAAUCCAAUUCAGAGACACCAUAGAUAGAGAGAUUCAAUCUGGUUCACCAAUCCAAAUUCUGCAUGUUCCAUUUCCAAAUGCUGAAUCUGGAAUACCUGAAGGGUGUGAGAGUGCGGAUACUCUGCCUUCAGUGGAUCUCUUUGAAAACUUCUUCGUCGCUCUACGCUUGUUGCAUCAGCCACUGGAAGAGCUUCUUGAAAAUCUAACACCAAUGCCAAGCUGUAUAAUCGCUGAUAAACAUGUUAUGUGUGUUGCUGAUAUUGCCAAGAAGUUGAAUGUUCCGAGAAUAACAUUUGAUGGGACUAGUUGCUUCACUCACCUCUGCAAUCGCAAUUUACAUGAGGCUUUCCCUGAUGAAGACAAAUUUCUUGUCCCUGGAUUGCCCCAUAGAGUAGAAUUGCGAAAAUGUCAACUUCCACCUGAGUUCUUGAAAACAAACACAAAGAUUGAUACUUACCGUAAGGAAGUAAGGGUGGUAGCAGAAAAAACACAUAUGGUGGUGGUUAAUAGUUUUGAAGAAUUAGAGGCAGAGUAUGUGAAAGAGUAUCAAAGGGUCACAGGUCGGAAAGUUUGGUGUGUUGGUCCGGUAUCACUAUCCAACAAGGAUGAAUUGGACAAAGCUCAAAGAGGAAUGAGAAAUUCAAAUGACUUGAGCCAAAUUCUGAAGUGGCUUGAUUCAUGGCCUCCAAGCUCAGUGAUUUAUGUCUGCCUUGGUAGUCUCAACCGCGCAACACCGAAGCAGUUGAUAGAGAUCGGUUUGGGACUGGAAGCGACGAAAAGGCCAUUCAUUUGGGUGCUGAGAGGUGCAUAUGGAAGAGAGGAAUUGGAAGAGUGGCUCUUGGAAGAAGGGUUUGAGGAAAGGGUGAAAGGGAGAGGACUUUUGAUUAAGGGUUGGGCACCACAAGUGUUGAUAUUGUCACACAGUGCAAUAGGAGCUUUCUUGACACAUUGUGGAUGGAAUUCAACACUGGAGGGGAUUUGUGCUGGGGUGCCAUUGAUCACUUUUCCUCUGUUUGCUGAGCAGUUUUAUAAUGAGAGAGUUGUUGUGCAAGUGGUGGAGACUGGGGUGAGUUUGGGAGCUGAAGCUGUUGUGCAUUUGGGAGAGGAAGAAGGGAAGAGUUAUGUUCAGGUGAAGAGGGAAAGUGUUAGGGAUUCUAUAGAGAAGGUAAUGGGUGAGGGUGAAGAGAAAGAGAAGAUGAGGGAAAGAGCUAGGAGGUAUGCUGAGAUGGGAAGGAAAGCGAUUGAAGAAGGAGGGUCUUCUUACCACAACAUUUCUCUUCUAAUUGAAGACAUAAUAAUGCAUGUACAGGGUUGAUUAGAUUAGACAUUAGAGGCUAAAGCUAAGCCACAGUUGAAACCAAAUAAAUGGAUGAUGGUGUUGUAGGAAAGUUUUUUUUGUUUGCUUUGGAAUACAGUUGUAGGAAAUUUCUAUCAAAAAAAAAAGAAAUAGAAUUAAUAAUAAUAUUGUUAAUGGCAA
Messenger RNA from Lotus japonicus, 1894 nucleotides. Its product is annotated as UDP-glycosyltransferase 73C2-like. The coding region runs from base 263 to 1732 and encodes 489 amino acids. Gene Ontology annotation, molecular function: UDP-glycosyltransferase activity. NCBI's taxonomy places the organism in Eukaryota, Viridiplantae, Streptophyta, Magnoliopsida, Fabales, Fabaceae. The transcript has 2 exons. The record is from RefSeq and is a predicted model, not a curated record.